Molecule: messenger RNA, 2764 nt
Organism: Phoenix dactylifera (date palm)
Lineage: Eukaryota; Viridiplantae; Streptophyta; Magnoliopsida; Arecales; Arecaceae
Source: RefSeq, a predicted model, not a curated record
GACGAGGGAGGUAGAGCGUUGUUUGCAACUUGUGGGGUUUUUUUUUUGCUUGCCUGUUUGCUUUUCCUAUCUCCCAACAGGACACCGAGCCGGGAGGGCUGCUGCUGGGGCUGAGGUUUUAUUUCCGGGGGACGGAGCGGGCCGCUGAGAUCACCACGAUCUAAAUAAUCCCUGAGGCAUGUCUGUCCGCGGCACACCAUCUACCAUGGUACCCUCAUCCGGCUCCUAUUUUCUAUAGGGCCCGGCCCAACUUGUCCCCCCUUUCUCUCUCCUCCUUCCUCCCACCCCCACCACUAAAACCCAAACCCUUUUUCUCUUUUUAUUAUGUCUCCUUGCCCUGGUCCUUCUUCUCUCUCUUCCCAAGCCUAUGCUCCCCCCUGUGCUUGCUAUAAUGUGAUGGGGGAGAUUGCCAACUUGUUUUGGGGUUUUUGGUUCCAAGAGAAAGAAGCGGGUCCGGUUCUCUGAUUGGGCUAUUGGUGGCUUUGCAGGAGGAGGAGGGUUGAGGCCUUGAGGGGUAAGCAGUGACCCAGCCGAGGUGGUGGAGCUGGUGAUGGAAUUCUGGGAGUUGGAUGGCCAAGCCUUUUGGAAGCGGAGGCAAGAGGAGCACCACCACAUACUACUUCCAAAACAGCAGCAGGAGAGGAAAGAGAAGCGGCAAGAGGGAACAGAGAGAAAGGAAUCCAACUAGCGGCAACGACAAAGCUGGACGGAAGACAGAAGAGGGCGGCCAAGGAUCUGGAUCCUCGGAGGACUCCGUACCAUCCAAUUCCGAACCCAAGAGAAAGCGAAAGAGAAGAAAGAAGAGAGCAACCCCAAGAAGAAGAACAGCAACUCCAAGGCUUCCAGCUUCAUCCCCUCCAGCACCACCCACACCCACCACCCGGGGGUCGCUCCUGUUUCCCUUCCCCUUCCUCCUCCUCCUCCUCGCCUGCCACGGCUUCCUCCUCCGACUAUGCCCUUCUCUCCGACCGGAUGGCCGAGGCCCACGGCCACGGCCACGGCCACGGCCACCUUUCCCUCCACCACGGCCACGAGCAGCAGCACCAGCGGCCGAGAUUCGGUGCAGGGCUGAGGGGCGCCGGUGAGAUCGUGGAGGUCCAGGGGGGCCACAUUGUGCGCUCCACCGGGCGCAAGGACCGCCACAGCAAAGUGUGCACUGCCAAGGGCACCCGAGACCGCCGCGUCCGCCUCUCCGCCCACACCGCCAUCCAGUUCUACGACGUCCAGGACCGCCUCGGCUACGACCGCCCUAGCAAGGCCGUCGACUGGCUCAUCAAGAACGCCAAGGCCGCCAUCGACGAGCUUGCCGAGCUUCCCGCCUGGCACCCGAGCUCCACCUCCGCCGCCUCCGCCUCCAACCCUCCUCCCGCCUCCAAUCCUCAGGAAACCCAGGCUGCCGUCGCUGCCAACCAGCCCGUCGGAGAUUCUAGCAAGAAAACGAUUCCAGUUGCGCAACCGGUUGCUUCUGCCGCCUUCAGCUUCGGCGGUGGCAGUGGAGGUGGCAGCGGCAGUGCUAGUUUUCUCCCGCCGUCGCUCGAUUCCGAUGCUAUCGCCGACACCAUCAAAUCCUUCUUUCCAAUGGGUGCCGCCGCCGCCGCCGCCGCAACCGCAACCGCGCCCCCUUCGAGCCCUCCGAUCGGCUUUCAGAAUUACCCGCCGGACCUCUUGUCGCGCACUAGCAGCCAGGACCUCCGCCUCUCCCUCCAAUCCUUCCGAGACCCAAUCUUUCACAACCCCAGCACCAGCCACCACCACCAGCGCCACCAUCCCCGAAGCCAACAUCACCACCAGAACCCCGCUCCUUCCGCCCAGCAGGCCAUUUUCUCCGGCUCCGCCCAUUUGGCCUUCGACACGGCCUCCGCCGGCUGGUCCGAGCAGAGCCACAGGAUGUUUCCGUGGAAUGUGGCGGAGGCGGGAGGCAGCGGCGGGGGAUACGUGUUCCAUGUGCCGCCGCCGCAGGCUGUGCCGCUGCACCCGGUGCUCGGCCAAAGCCAGUUUUUUACUCAGAGGGGACCCCUUCAGUCCAGUAACUCGCCCGCCAUUCGUGCUUGGGCGGAUCCCAUUGCUUCGGCAACCGACCAGCAGAUGCACCCUGCGAUCCAUCCCUCGAUUUCGUCUAUUGGAUUCGCAUCCGGUGCUGGCUUCUCGGGGUUUCGCAUUCCGGCACGGAUACAGGGUGAAGAGGAGCAUGACGGCAUCUCCGACAAGCCGCCGUCUGCUUCCUCUGCUUCUCACCAUUGAUGAAGCGGAAGAUGAGAACUGACAACAACCAAUAUCCACCUGCCCUGGAUUGCUUGGCUUUUGUCGAGGUAGGUGAUGUGAAGGAAGCAACACUUCUGAUGCUAUGCAUGAGGUCAUUUCACUUGAUUCUCUGGUUGGUCGGUUCCUCUCUUCUCUCUUUCUCUUGGUUUUCUUCAAAUGGGCUCUAGUAGCUCUUUCUUUGUUUGCCAUGGUUAGUCUUGGUUCUGUUGUAGUCGUAGUACUUUGUUGAAUUUGCUUCAUGCUGCUGCUGUUGUUGUUAUUGCUACUGCUGCUGUGUUGUGAUGUUUUACCCUUUUGGCUGUCAUCAAAAGGGAGAGGUCUCUGGAUUAUGGUCACCUGGAAAUAGCUCCAGAGAGUGGUUCUGUUUUGAGUUGUGGAGAAGAAUAAAAGGAGGUGUUCCACAGAUGACUGAGCAAUUGAGUGGAGCAAAAACUGCUAAGCUUUUGACAUGGAAGCCAUAUGCUGCUUUCACUUUGAUUGGAAAUGAAUGGUCCUUUUCGCA